Molecule: messenger RNA, 704 nt
Organism: Paramisgurnus dabryanus
Lineage: Eukaryota; Metazoa; Chordata; Actinopteri; Cypriniformes; Cobitidae
Product: CD59 glycoprotein-like
Source: RefSeq, a predicted model, not a curated record
GUUUCCUGGAACGUAUAACUGUAACAUGACAAUAUCCUAUAUAAGAGCCAAACACAGCUGCCUGUGAACUUGUAUCAGCUCAGCACUACACACUAAAGUAAUGAUGAAGGUUCUGCUGCUGUCAUUGGUUCUCGCACUGCUGUUGGCUGAUGGAUUUGCUUUGAAAUGUUAUAAAUGUGUUCCUGGCACACCUGGUGGAAGUUGUGUGACCACGAAAGAGACUUGUGGUUAUAAAAAAGAUACCUGUGUAUCUGCCAGAUUCUUAACCUCUCCUUAUUCCCACUUCCGGAGGUGCAUUUCAAUGUCCGACUGCUUGAUACUUCAGUCCAGUCCUUUAAUAUCUGUAUCCAAAUGCUGUCAAAAAGACCUGUGCAAUUAAAUAUACAGGGCUCAACAUACAUUAUAUUUUAUAUAUGAAGAAACAACUUAAUUGGGAAGAUUAUUUAUAUAAGUAGUAAUAAUGAUUAAUUUCGGAUGUUUUUGGGGUAUUACAAGAAACGAAUCUACAGAGCCUGCAAAUAAUGAUGCGUUAGAUGAUUUUAUACUACAUUUAUGAUUUUUAUACAACUAAAUAAUAGGUGCAUGCUUGUUAGUAUAUACUUGUUAGUGAUUGUGUAACUUUGGGCACUUUUUAUUUAUUAAAUCAUUUAAAAUAAAUUUGCAUUCAUGGAAAGUGUUGUUUCACUUGUUUUCUACAUGCUAUU